UGGAAGGCUUCAUAAGCAGCACUCACACGCUGACUCAACACACACGUCAAACUGAAUGGGAACAUGUCGCAGUACACUCUGGGAGUUCACCUGCAGAUCCUGCUGGCUGUGGGUCUGGCUGUGUUCUGCUACUGUCUGGUUCUCGGUUGCAUCCUUUGCUGUCGCAGGAGGAAGAGUGUUUCAUCGGAGGACAAGGAGACAGUUUUCUUGUCUCCUCAUUCUGCUGAGAGGGUGACUGUGACAUUAACGCCGUCCCCGUGUACCCAGCCUGUCAAGCAGCAGUACGAGCAGCUGGAUGGGGACGUGUUGGAAUUCCCUUCAUCUAAAAUCAGCUUUUCUCCCUCUGAGGAUGACCACACUGCUUUGCCCUUUGACCACAGCCCUACCAGACCAGCUGAGCUGGUGCAAUCUCCUGGAUCUUCUUUACCAAUGCGGCGCCUCAGCACCCCGGCUGUUCCCUGCUCACCCAAUAAACCACUACGUCACGGCAGAGCCUCUCUGCCCUCCCUCGCCAAGCUGAGCCUGGUGUCCAAGUCCCGCCGGGCAAUGGGUCGCCGCAGCACCGUGAGCGGCGAAAGUUUUCUUUACAGCGAGAGCAGUCGACUGACUGCAGGUGCUGCCACAGCUCCCAGCCAGCAGGGGGAGCCCAGCCUGUCACAGUAUGGCUCUAACUCUCUCUCUAUCUCCUCCAAACCAGCUCCUCUCCUGCACUUCUCCUUGCUCUUCUCCUCUGCCUGUGGCACCCUGAUGGUCAACAUCCUGGGGCUGUCGGGGGCCAGUCGAAAGCGCACCGGGGUGUUUGUCCGGGCCAGCCUUCCUCCCCUCUGCCCCUCCCCUCAGCAGAUGGCCUCUCGGCGCCGCAGCCUCAGCCCAGAUCUCAACAGCCAGACCUUUGUGCUGCAGGUGGGCUCUGUGGAAGAGCUGCGCACCUGCACCUUGAGACUUGCUGUCUACAGCAGGGACUUCUCAGGCUUAAGAGAGGCUGCACUGGGGGUGGUGGAGCUGCCCUGUGAGCAUAUGGAUUGGGAGCCAGACACGACCACCACCUAUACCAGGCAGCUCAGCCCAACUAAAAGCAAGCUGAAAAAGAGUGUGAGUUCUCAGGAAACAUUGGGUCACAGGAAGAGCUCGGUGUGUGUGCCUCGGGCUUUGGGCCAGCUGUUCAUCCUGCUGCAGUACCAGGCAUUGGCCCAACGCAUCAAGGUGUUGGUCCGAAAGGCUGAGAACUUGGCAAAGCUCACACGGAUCCCAGGAGCACCAGACCACUACGUUGUCAUCAACCUGCGUCAGGAUGGGAAAGUAAUCGGUACCAAGGAGACCAAAGGGGCCAGCGGUGCAAACCCCGUCUGGAACGCUCCAUUCCUGUUUGACCUGCCCUCUGGUGACAUCACUCAGCUACCAUUGGUCCUUGAGUUUAUCGUCAUGCAGGGCCGUCUGUACACUAAAAGCAGUAUUCUGGGCCGCGUGUUGAUUGGCAGCGAUGCCAGGGAGGCGGGACAGGGACACUGGAAGGAAAUGUGCAGUCGGGGUCAAAUAGAGACAGCUCGCUGGCACGUCAUCCAAUCAGAUAUGCUGUAGGACUGAUUGACAGACUGUGGGACUGCGCUGCUGUCCAUCCACUGCCCAGUGAGUGAAACGCAGAGGUGGAGUGGGAAAUAACAUUCGAUUAGGGUUCACAUGCUUCAAAGUAUUUCUUUUUAGUCGUUUUAUUUUUUAUUUUAGAUUUCCAUGUCAUUUAUUAUUAUCAACAGAUAAUGUUCAUGAAUGAAAUAACUGGGCAUACUGUUUUAGGGAGAGACAAACAUUUACAUGGCCCAUGAGUAUCUGCAAAACUUUAGAGGGAGAAGUACUGAUCACUGUAUGGAGCAGGGAUGUGCGGUAGCUUUCACCAUAUCAACAGUGUUCUGCAUUCCAGCAUUGCCUUUGUGAUUAUUUCCACUGUGACUUCUUAAAACUGUAGUCUGUUUAACUGUAUCAUUUGGGUUGUAUGCAACUUGUGCUGAUGUUGUGGUACUGUUUGUAUUGUGCCCAGAGGCUACAAAUGUUACGGAGUAUACAGUAUAUGUUGCCACUCGUGGUUUGCUGUAGUGCAUUACUGUGCCAUAAUUUAUCCACAUACAGUACUUUAAACAUCUCUCCUUACGAAUAUGUACAAGGCAAAUUACAGUGGCUUCACUUUGUGUGGCAUGCCUGCUAAAUUACUUUUUUCCUUUGAUCAGUUCCCAGAAGGAUUUAUAAAUUUUGUUCUCUUUUCAUCCACUGGAAGCUACAAUAAACAAUAAAUAUUUAAAUAAAAUGUUGGUUCACAGAUGCCACAGCCCAGUUCUAAAUUUACUGUAUACUUACAUGGCUAAAAAGAUUUCUAUAAUAAUUACGACUUUAUUCAACAAAAAUGCAAAACAGAUAAAUACAAGAGUGAAGAGCCACUUUACAUUGUGUCUGCUGUGUUGCUGUGCAACAUAAGGUCUUUAGCCAAAUGAUUGUGACCAAGCAGCAGCAUUACCAAAAAACUUAUUUUAUUAUUUAACACAAUCUGCAGCUGUGUCUUCUCAAUCCAAGAGAAGCCUCAAUGAAGAAUAGCAUUGAUCACAUUGACUUUAGCAUGGACUGACCUUUCACUGCAGUCAAUGGAAUACUGUAAAACAGAAAUAGAUGUGGUCUAUUUUAGACAGACUUGCAGAGUCAAUAUAAGGCAGUCAAAAACCAACAACGAAUGAAAUCAUCUGUCAUUCAGUCAGUUAGUCAAUCAAUGCCAAAGUCAUCACAUUUAGAUGUAUUUUUUAAUAAAAUAAUUAAGAUACUCUGUGGGAUAGGAAUAUUAUUUUUCUUCCUCUUUAUAGCCACAAGACACAUUAAUGAAACUUUCAUUCUAGGGCUUAAACUGAACUAAAUUUGUCUAGCCUCUUAUUUAUCAACAUUAAAAACAAUAAGAGUUUAAAUGCCACAAAGUCCAGACUACAGAAACAUUUCUAUAUAACACUUCACUUCCUCAUUUAAAUAACUGAAAAACGUGACACCUACUCUAACAAACUGAAGGGGUUUGAACAAAACAAAUCUUAAUCUUAUACAGCAUCUAUCACAUAUAUAAUAAUGACAGAAAAUGUAAUGUUUUUAACAUUAAUAUGCAACGUUUUUUGGUUUCUGGGAAGGAAUUGUUGUGUUUGUAUUAGUAGUAUAUUGACCAUGUUGAUGCCUGCUGGUGACACAUAUUAUCUCAACUGUAUAUGAAUGUCUUUA
Molecule: messenger RNA, 3237 nt
Organism: Perca flavescens (yellow perch)
Lineage: Eukaryota; Metazoa; Chordata; Actinopteri; Perciformes; Percidae
Product: synaptotagmin-5
Exons: 5
Coding region: 64-1578 (504 amino acids)
Biological process (GO): vesicle fusion; calcium ion-regulated exocytosis of neurotransmitter
Cellular component (GO): synapse; exocytic vesicle; axon
Molecular function (GO): SNARE binding; calcium ion binding; clathrin binding
Source: RefSeq, a predicted model, not a curated record